CCGCGCACAGCUGAGCGAGGCUUCGGUAGCGCUGCUAGCUGCGCUGCGAUCCUGCCCCAAACAAGCCCUUUCUGCUCACACCCGCAACCCUAACACGCCGACAGACACACACUACCAGCCAUGGGAGCAACGGAAAACGCACGUCCGUCUUAUGCACCCCUUUAUUUUGGCGUUUUUUGCGUGGAUGUCAAUGCCAUACUGUGGGGUUAGCUCUCUUAGCUCGUCCCUGCUGAGGCCUCUGCGUAUUUGAGUGAGGAGGAGAGGGGAGAACAGGUUUACACCUGACCUGGGAUCAGAAGCCCCCUCAGCCGUCCUUGUCAUCACUGUCAACAUCAGAUGAGCCAUGUCUUCGCCAGGGUGCUGCCAGCUUCCUGGCUCUCUUUGUGAUUAUUCUGGCAACGCUGAAUCUGAUAACUCCAAGGAUUCAGAGGAGUCUGACUCCACUGCACAAGCUCAGUAUGUUGCCAAGGUUACAGCCAAAGAUGGCCGCCCACUCUCCACUGUUGUCAAAGCAGUGAGCUUGCAGGGAGAUGUGGGAAUGUGUCGGAUUUGUCACGAGGGAGCCGGCGGGGAGACUCUGCUCUCACCCUGCGACUGCACUGGCACGCUGGGAAAAGUGCACAAGAGCUGCUUGGAGAAGUGGCUGUCAUCCUCCAACACCAGCUACUGUGAACUUUGUCACACAGAGUUCACUAUUGAACGACGACCACAACCACUCACACAGUGGCUAAAGGACCCCGGCCCUCGCAGUGAGAAGCGCACUUUGCUGUGCGAUAUGGCUUGUUUCCUUCUCAUUACACCCCUGGCAGCCAUCUCGGGGUGGCUGUGCCUGAGGGGAGCCCAGGACCAUCUGCAGCUCAAGAGCAGACUUGAGGCUGUUGGCCUCAUUGCCCUCACUAUUGCCCUCUUUACUAUCUACAUCCUCUGGACGCUGGUGUCAUUUCGGUAUCAUUGUCAGUUGUACUCGGAGUGGAGGAGGACCAAUCAGAAAGUGCGCCUGCUCAUGCCCGACAUGAAAGGGGCGCACACCACCCAACGUUCAGUGCCGACCAAGUCGACCAAGAAAAUGACUGACGAGACCAUCGUAUGAGUGCAGAACGGUGGCAAAAGGGAUAUUUAAAAGAAAGCCCACUCAAGCGCUCUCUAAAAGCAAAGUUAAUCAUUAUAAUGAACUUUUGCACUUCAGAUGGACCAUUUCUGAGGAGAAAGAGUUGUUUUCUCCUCAUCUUUUCUUUAUUGAAGCACUUGAUGAAAUCUACCACACUACUGGUUGACCACAAAUGUGGUUUUGGGAAGAACUCAUUCCUGAGUCAUCAUAGAUGAAAACUGAGUGGUUACCAAACAGCCAGGGCUGACAUGUGCACGAGUGGAAACAUGGAUAUGGACUAACGCAAGUGACUUUUUAUGUCGGUGUCACAAACUUAUAAAAUACUAAGACACAAGAUAAUGUAGCAGGAUAUAACUGAUUCAGCAUGCUACUACAGUAUAAAAUGAAACGUAUUCACUACCUGUAAUUCCCCUGUACCCCUUCACAAUGUAACUAUCUGGUUUUGAACAAUGGGAAAACAAUAACCCUGCAAAGGAUAGAUAUUUAGAAAACAUGACUGACAAGGUGUAGAUGUGAUUCCGACUUUGUUUUUUGUUUGUUUUCUGUUUAACAGUCACUCCUACCAGUGUCCUUGUCUAUAAAUUGAAGUCUUUUAAUUCCCCAGGUAAAGCUUUUAAGUUGCUGUCUGACAAGUGGAAAAAUCAAAUUAUGUUCCCUUUUAGGCACCAGCUGAGGAAAAAAUGUAUUAAUCACAGUUGGCAGGGGUGGGUGUUGGUGAUGAUUGUAAAAUAUGGAUUAACACUAACUCCAGCUGUGAGACUGCGGUGCAGUGUUGUAUAAGAGAAUAGUAUUGAAGGUGGGGAGGGGGUGUGUGUUUCCUGUUUAUGUUCAUUGGAUGAUGACUGUUAUGUUGUCGGCCCUGUUCCAGUUGUGAAUGCACCAUUCAUUUACUCAUCGUCCAAGCAGUGACCAUAAGCCAGAUCUUGCAUCAGAAGAGGUGCAGUUUUAAACGGAGGAGAAACAGUGUUCAGAAAGAUGACAUUACAGACUUUGACCAGUUCAAAAACCACAUGUAUCAGAGGAGUAUGGUUCUUGGGAAAGAAAAAUGUGUUUCAAACUGUCAGUUUAUGUAUGCAACGUAUGCUAAACCAAGUAUUUUGUGUUGUUGUAGUCUUCCUGCUUCAUCUCCUGGAAAGUUGGGUUAUUGUGCAAUAAAACAUGGGGGACUCCUGGA
Messenger RNA from Cololabis saira (Pacific saury), 2282 nucleotides. Its product is annotated as E3 ubiquitin-protein ligase MARCHF2-like. The transcript has 5 exons. Bases 344 to 1090 code for a protein of 248 amino acids. The record is from RefSeq and is a predicted model, not a curated record. Gene Ontology annotation, molecular function: ubiquitin-protein transferase activity; zinc ion binding. Gene Ontology annotation, biological process: protein ubiquitination. NCBI's taxonomy places the organism in Eukaryota, Metazoa, Chordata, Actinopteri, Beloniformes, Belonidae.